GCCCGGGCCGGGGCUGUCCCAUGAGCCCCCGGCAGCGGUGGGAGCGGGGGCGGAGCGGGGCCGUCCGGCGAUGGCGGCGGGGAGCGGGGCCCCGGGAGCCUCGGCCCGGGAGCACCGCCUGGAGCCCGGGGACACGCUGCCGGGGCUGGCGCUGCGCUACGGGGUGACGAUGGAGCAGAUCAAGCGUGCCAACCGCCUCUACACCUCGGACACCAUCUUCCUCAAGCCCACCCUGCUCAUCCCGGUGCCGGCGCAGCCGAGGGGACCCUGCCCCGAGGACAAGGACGCGCCCGCCCCGUCGGGGGGUGCCCCGCCUGCCCCCGCCGUGCCCCGCCACGACCUCUCGGCCACCGCUUUCCUGCAGCAGCUCGAUGCCGAGAUCGGGCGCUCCAAGGCGGCGGCAGCGGCGGUGGCAGCGCAGCGGCUCCGCACCGGCGCAGCGCAGGAUGAAGGCACUCGGAGCCCGGAACCCAGGGCCCCAACGGCCCCCCGGGGCCCCCGCCUGGGCCCCCGGCCCCUCACCAGGACCCCCCGGGCGGCCGCGCUCCGCGAUGCAGAGGAUGAGAUCUUCACGCUGUGAUGCCGGGGACACCGAGGCUGCGAGGCGGGGAUGACGGUGACGGGGAUCCCGGGACACCCCGGCCCCUGCUGCGCACAGGGGUGGGGACACAGGGAUGCGGGCAGGGCUGGGACGGGGUGUCCUUUCCUUCUCUCUUUCAAGGGGCCUUUCCUGCUGCAGGGACACCCAGCGCCUGACGGCAGAGCCAGCCUCCUUGCGGGAGUACUGGGGGAUGGCACCGGGAGC
Messenger RNA from Neopsephotus bourkii (Bourke's parrot), 805 nucleotides. RefSeq names its product LysM domain containing 1 (gene LYSMD1). The record is from RefSeq and is a predicted model, not a curated record. The coding region runs from base 71 to 580 and encodes 169 amino acids. The transcript has 3 exons. Lineage: Eukaryota; Metazoa; Chordata; Aves; Psittaciformes; Psittacidae.